Spirometra erinaceieuropaei is the source of this 12182-nucleotide messenger RNA. The record is from the annotation of a GenBank genome assembly. Lineage: Eukaryota; Metazoa; Platyhelminthes; Cestoda; Diphyllobothriidea; Diphyllobothriidae.
AUGGAAUGUAAGUCCUAUAUUCGCUUUUUAUGUAUUUAACUCAUCCUUAAGAGUGUAUGAUUGUCAAGCUCGCUAAAGCUUUUUGGCGGCAUUUGGGGUAUUUAGCGUUUCAGUGUAUCAUUCAGCACAUUCUCUAAAAAUACAAAACAGGAUAUGCUAAUCAGUAAAUUUCCGAAAAUACAGGACAGUUCGAUAAAGUCUUCGGUCUAAAGGAAACAAAUACUGCUUCCAGGGCACCUAUUGGAAUUCUCAAAUUAGGGCUAGUUGUUUUUAUCUACUAGGGGAGGAGCAAGGCACUAACUUGGGUACCAUCAUGGUUAUCAGCAACUGGGGCCAGUUCUUCGAGGGAGUGAUAACUGUGUGUUAUAAUAUAAUGGACAGAGCUGAACCACAUGUCUGCGCAAUCAGGAAAUCGUCACUGCACGCCAUAGCUUGAGGACAUUAUGACCUGAUUUCAUCUCAACCAGCAAUCGGGAACUUUGCCUAUAAAGACGGGAGAGGCUGAGAUUGCCGCUUCUAGUUUAUCUGCAGUCAGCAGCCAGGUACAACUGGCGUACAGGUAUAGAGACCCAGGACUUCAAUCUUCAUUCUGAACAUAAAAUACUAAAUAAACUUCUCUAUCGCCUAGUUCCUAAGCCGUCGUUCUGUCGGCUACCACCCGGAAUAUUUCAAUUCAUGUUUAUUUGCAUUUGUACUUGUACCAAGUGCAGCUGUGACCAUGCCCGAUCUAGCUGGCAUCAAUAAUGUUGAUUGUGCCUCCACCUACAAUGGUCCGCGGCAGCGGGUCUGUACGGCUCGACUCAUUCUCUUCUCAAGUGACGGAGACCGAAUACCGAAGGUCAAAUAGCUACUUCCAUGUCUUGACGAACUGCGUCGUGCCAGUUUUUGACUUAACCUUCUUCUCAACGUCUCCAGGGAAAGCGGUACCGAUUCGAGGACAACAACACUGAGCUCUUGAGGCGGACGACGGAGAACAUGUUCAAAUCACCUCAAUCGUCUUUCUUAAAUGGCCUCAGAUAUCCUCGCGGUGCCGUAGCCAGUGCAAACUGUCUUAUUUGAGACGAAGGCGAUGCACUUCACUGUCCUUUGGCUUUUAAAUAGUACCUGUGCUGUCAGAUAUGAUAUAUCACGCAACCUAUGCAUGUACUACUGGCUGCCUGUUAGCAGUUUACAAGUAUUGCGCAGUUAUUCCGCCGUAGCUGUUGGACUUCGGUCCAAAUAUUUAUAUCAAAUUUCAGUCUGAGUCUAUAGAUCUCAUAUAAACUGAGGAAAGGAAAAAGCCGCAACUGUCAACUUAUUCAAGUUGACCGUCUUUAACCGCGAGUGGUGUCGUCUCCUGGUCAGAGAUGCAGGUCGAAAACACCUUGGUAUUCCCAGCGUCUAUGGGUAAACCGAAGGAUUUCGCGAAUUCAUUCACCCGGGACACCACGGACUGUGAAUCACCAAAAAUUAAGGCUAGCAAACGGGACAUCGUCAGCGUAGUCGGUCAGCAGGCGUCCAGGUACAAGCCUAACACCAUGAACUCCGUGUAGGACCUUUUCGAGAAUCCAGUUAAUUGUGGAGUUGAAGAGGAGGGGUGACAGGUGACAAACUUGUCGAACGCCAAACCGAAUAUCGAACGGUUGGGGCGGAUUGUUAUGGACGAGAACUCGCAUAGUGGUGGAACGAUAAUAGGCCUUGAUUAUGAAGAUAUUGUUGCUGAUAUAUCAUCAUCCGCCAUGGGGACUCAUAGAGCCAGGAUGCCAUUGUCGAAUUAUUCAAAAUCAGCCAAAACAUCUAUGAAAAAAAGACUUGCAGAUUUCGGGGCGCCUUUUUGUUGUGCAGUCUCUGUAUUCCAUCUGCGAUUUCUCCCUCGGAUGGGGUGGUCUCGUGAUACUGCACAGACUGGGGAGGGGUAAAAUUCCGCUGCAGCAGGGAGUAGGGGUAUUGUGAGUUGAUCGUGAAAGUCUAGAAGAUGCUGGAAGUGCUCACGCCAGCGCUGGAUCUUGGCCGCGUUGUCAGCAAUAACACUGUCAUUCACAUGGUGAACAGUUACCCAGUGCGGAGAGCCUACCACUAAUUUCCAAAGUGAUUUUCUAGAGUCUUCGAGUGUUACCGACGUUUGCGAUCUGCUCCAUGAAGGCCGUUAUGCCAGCCAGCUAGUUUUCCCAUCACCUUUAACACACUUUGCCAUCAUUUUACGGUGUUGACAGAAAGAAUAAUCAUUGCGGGACGUGGUCUGAACCAUCUGAAUAGGCAGCUGCAAGGUUCUUACACUGGUCCAAUCACUGCGACGCCUCUGAGUUAGUGAAAGAAUUUUCCCAACUGUCCAUAUAAUGAUGACUUCAUUGAUAAUUAUUUGCUAAUGACGUCUCCGUCAGGUUAGGGUCAUGGAACGAGACAGAUUGCUGUGCACAGAGCCUCAGCGGUGCUGGGUUGUCGAAGUGUUUUGACGUCAAGCCAUCCUGCUCGUAAUAUUUUGGCUGCGUAUGUGAGGUGAAUUUUCCGACGUGUGCGAACGAGAAUAUGGUCCAAUUCAUGGACAUUACCGGUUUCGGCGCCAGGCAUAUAUCUGUUAUCAUGAGGAACCUUGAGCCAAAUAGAAUGCAGCAGAUCUGAUGCCGUAUUGCCGUCGCCUGAACACCAUGUCCGAAGAUGUUUGUGGCAAUGCUAGAACGCGUAUUGGGGACAAACAGUCGGUUCUGAGUGCCAAAGUUGACCAUCCUCUAAAGGGUCCAGUCCAAAACGAGUAGCCGGGUUCUGCCCACCCUUUCUAGACCCCGGCCACAAUCAGCAGAGCACAACCAGGGAAUCUUUCAACCAACUAUUGAAGUUACAACUGGAAAGCCUCUUUGUCGCGCUGGUCGGCGGCCGAUAUUGGUGCGUACACAGAGACGACAUUGACUAGUUCCCACCGUUCACAUAUUGUGAUAGGGCGAUCACCACAUCGUAUUUAUCAGAAGAUUCGCGUGGACCACAGUGGUACAGCAUGAAGUGGGAGUUGAUUCUGGGGAUCUUUAUUCCCCGAGCACCUACGUCGGGGAUUCGGACUAUACACAGGCAGCAGACAUCCGCGUUACACUGAUGAAGACUGCGCACCUCCAGGGUACGAGGGUGCAGGAACAUUCGCACUCUUUAGCGUCCAAUACCAACAUUUCUCUCCCACUUAAGUAGUCCAAUUCGUAUUCUAUUCAUCCACACUACUGGCCCUGGGUUGCGAGCGCAUACGCUCCUCCCGACAGCUUAACAUGAAUCGUAAUACUUGAAUCAGCCAUUUCCAUGUGUUUUUUGGAAGUUACAGUACAGUCGGGUUCCCAACAACCGCUCGGAUUGUUUGUUGGAUGUUGUCUCCUAUAGCGCCUUGGCUAAACAACCUAAUCACAGGGUAGCGGUAUCAACCAACCAACCAGUCGGUGUGUCAAACCUCAGCCCUCCGCACCUUAGUGGCAUUGCUGCCAGUGGUCUGUCGUUGCUUAUUCACCAAAACCGAGAGCCUACUUAUUUAGCGGCUAAUCUUCGCUGAAGGCCGGUCCACUAUCCGUCACCAGUGAACGGACCGAGAGGUCAGCAGCCAAACUAGCCGUUCAUCAGUCUAUCUGGAUUUCAGGGCGGAAUAAGGCGAUCUGGUUGUUUCUUGGAGCUUCAGUCGCCUAGAAUUCAUGAAGACAGUCGCUAUUGCAAUAAAUAAUUAAAGCACUCCUAUUCCGCCUUACAAUCAAGAAGGCGCAGUGAACUUGGCCCCUUUGAGGAGAAGAAGAAUAUACAAUCGCUGGAACGAGGAGUUUAUUGGCCUGAUCUUCCGAAUUCUCACUCGAACGCAUCAUCAGAGACAUUUGCAGAAAAAGAUAGUAGGAGGCACAAACUGCGCAGUAUUUAUAGGUUGCGUUUGCCAGGCAACCACACACCUACUAUAUUGGCAGUACUCCUGCUCAUCACUGGGGUUCGUAGUUGAUGCGAUGACUGCUUGUCCGUCCGUACUCGAGUCGUUAACCGCCGUGAUCUCACCACUGUUGUCGAUUCUUGACGUGGUAAUUACUCGGCCAUUUGGGUCUCUGUCACCGUGACUUCUGAUAGAGGGCCCUAAGUUUGUCGCCAAACCCGUUCGAAAAAUCCCAUUAAUUGCAGAACCUACUGUCUUCUUCGGGGGGGACUUAAUAAAUUUAAUUUGAUUUCUCCUGCUAAAAAAAAGUUGUGUUCAGAACGACUGUGUUGUUAGUGUUAAAAUUCUUUAUUUCCCUAGACGUCCUCUCCACUGCAUAUAGAUAAAGACACUUCUGAAUAGGCCUUUAGUCAGAAGACUCUGGUGAAAACAAAGAAUACUUUUUGAGUAUAUACGGCAGCGAGCCCCUUUAUCAGUGACAACGGGCUGUGAUAGUUGUUCUAUCUAGGACAAGUAUUCUUAGGUCUGUCAUUGCGAUUACAUGUUUGACUGGUCAAAAUCGUCAUUUAAAAGUGGGAAAACACCGACUGAAUGGUAUUAACAUCCCUGAAUUAUUUUUUAAAAUUUUUCCCUGUAUGGGUUUGGCAUAACGUUUCAUGGGAACUGGCGUUCGCAUUCGCCGAGUUGCUAGCUACCCGACAAGUUAAUGGGCCAGCGAUGGUGAGACGGCUUUUAAUGGAGGCUUUUGUAAGUAAACAGUCGUGAACCGGCAGCUGCGGUGUUGCCAGGAUGCAGAUGACCGACUUCUGGCACGUAAAGCCUGAUGACGGCUAUGUGACAUGAAGACAGUGAGCCGUAGUUAAAUCAGUCCACCUGCUGCUGCUACCCUUCGGCUAGGUUUCAACGUGGCAAAGCAGUAAGAAGACAGAGUUUGCUUGACUGUUUGGAGCCCGCUUAUACCAGAGCUUCUAAAGAGGCCCCAAAAAAUCCUGACCGGUUAGAUCAGAAAUGAUUAAAGUCAUAUCAAGUGUAAAUAAAAGAUCUUACCUUUUCGUUGGUAAAUAGCAAAUGGACGGGAAUUCCGCACGUCUAAGUAAGGGAUCCUAUAAAGAGUUCAAUGCAAAUGAGAGGUGACCAAGCCCAUUUCUGUUAGUUUUAUCAACUGCCAUUAUCGUUUUUGACCAGUUUGAAUCUUGUUCAGAAAAAAGUUGUGCCGUUAUUGAAAUUUCGUACGUCUUUCCCCACACCAGCCAGUAGUUCUCUGUUUUGCUGCAAAGUGUACGCAGACACCAAUUUAAGGGCGUGAGUCGUCAUGCCGGUUUGCACUUCUGAGUCCGAGGAAUCUACGGGUAGGUGAGGUCAUGGUAAAUGUCUGAAUUAGGUGCCCUCAUUAAAAAAAUAAAAGCUAAAAGAACUGUGAAAUGACCCGUGCAACAUCCAGACUGCCAGCCCUAUAAUCUUCAAACAGAGGAUCUGCAUUAAAAGGCGGUAAUCUUUUUCAGAAUUUUAGUUCGCUUCGUAGAUGCGGCUGUGCACGCAGUAACGGAAGUCCAACCGUUACGUUAAAGUUGACCUUGCAUGCCUCCGCGUUCACCUGUUAGAUUUGGAAGAAAAUUUGCGUCUGUAGUUCAUAAAAAAAGUCGUAAGACGUGGUUUGGUUGACUCACCUGAUGGACACAAUAUCGUUGGGGUUGGGGUUAAGGGUUAGAGUUGGGAGUCAUGGCUAAAGGUUAGGGUUAGGGUUUAGGACUAGAGUUUAUAGUUAGGGGUUAGGGUUGGGGGUUAGCGCAGCUGUUUCUCAACCAUUCAAAGUACAACCGCCCAUGCCCAAUAUCUUUUCUUUUGCAUACAACUACUUGACCUCGUCGCCUGUGCGUUUCCGGCUCCACCUGUAAAAACCCCUCUUAACACUGGUUCCGCAUUAGAUGACGUGGUUUUUACGUUAGGUGGGGCUACAUAACCACGUCCGAUCGGAAAAGCAACCCGAGUUGAACAGUCUUUGGACAUAUCAUGGUUUUUAGACUUUUCUAAUAUGUUUACAUUGGCACCUUCUAAUCUUGCGCACCCAAACUCAGUCCUCAUCUCUGAUUUAAGUGGCCUAAUGCAAAUCCGGAAGUGUUGCUUUUUUCCCAGCGAGCAUAUGUAUACAGACGUAAUCGUAUUUGAAAAGCUACUUCAUUUCCCAAAAAAUACGAGAAAGCAACUUGAAUCAUCCAUUAGGAUUCGAAUUUUCAUGGCAUUUGCUGACCAGUGUCUCCUCUUGGCUAGUAUGCCUUUGGUAGUAAUCAAUUGAAGCUGAAUAUCAGUCAGCGUGGCCCCUAGGCAACAGUGGACAUAAAAACACGAUAACUGGGGACGAUGUCAGGCGCGCGCAUACACACACACGCACUACAGUUCGACCAUCGAUUACGAUGAUGUUCAUGAGAACAGGCCGAUGACUUGUGCGGGAUUUAGUUUGUAAUGAGUGUAGACCUGCACAGCAUCUACCGCACUCACUCCUCUCCACCUGGACCCCGUGUCAAGACAGAGUCAAGAACACCGGAGGCGGGGGCUCAGGUGGAUGGCGCGGUUGAGCCCUCGCCUUGGCGCUCCACUCCACACCCCUGGUCCACACAGCAAAUAACCGGGUUUUUGAUCAACAACAACAACAAUGGGGGGCGGCAGGGGUCCCAGUGCGCGCCGUCUGCCGGCAGCCGGGUCUACCACCGCACCCCGAAAUUUUGGCACUUGUUACGGUGCACAAAUCCGAUAACGCCUACCAAAAUCCGAGAUAUCCCCCGUGUUGGGCCAGCGCAUAUACCACGUGGCCCGUUUGGGAGGCACAACACACACACAAUAAAAGUAAGAAACGUUAGAAUGGAAAUGCGACGAAUGGGAAGAUAAGUCAUUGAGUCUUGCAAAGGGUGGCAGCCUGGGGGAACAUUUUCGUCAGAUGUGAAGUCGCCAAUUCACCAGGACUGAGAGUAACGUUUUGGACAUCAGCAGUCUGAGCAAAUUCAGUGUCGCAACAUUCAGAGCCUUGCCGCCUCUCAAGUCACUCGAAGAGAUGAAACAUUUUCGUUAGAUGUCGGCCGGAAGCGCAUACAGGCGUCGAUGCUGAGGCCGUCUGUAAGGAGAGGAUACAUGCUGACUAAGUGUCCUUUCUUAAAUGUCCACAUAUCAACACGAUCGUUCUAGUCAAGGAAUCGAGGAGCAACAUUGCACUAAAUAGCAAGGAACGAACGAAAAUAGCAAGCAGUAUCAGAUCAAGUUUGUGACAGCGCAGAUGGAUUAUGAAGGUUUACCAAGGACAGGGGAGAUGGUAGGACUUAGGCGACACCGUAACACACCGAUCACUUAAAAAGUUGUAGUAUUCAAACAAUUAGUCAUGCGAAUGUUUGCAGACUGUUUGUUCAUCUUAGGCCCUGUGAUGGCCUUCAGGUCUGAAAUUACGACAUUGCAUCAUUUUCUUCUAGUGCCUGAACCGCCCCCAGACACAGUUCAGGAGGAAAAAAAGCCGAGCGGAUCUACUGACCAGAUUAGAAGGACUCUCUCUCACGAUCCGGUAUUCAAGCAUCUCGGAGUCAGUUCGACCUUAGGCUCCGCACUCUGCCUAUCGCCAUCGUCGUCACCAUCAGUGCCCGCUUGUUCUGAUGAGAACAACGCCGCGACCAGCACAGCUUGUAGCGUCCAGCUAUUCCUCGGACAUUGUCAGAAGUCUGCCCGCGACUCGGCGGUGGCUGGAACAGGUAGAUGCACUUACACCAGUGGCAGGACAAAGCUGGCGACCAGGAGAAACAGUCGGUGAGGUUCUCAACUUUGUUUAUCUUGAAUUCAGACAUCAUGGUAGCCGAAUUUUACUUCCCCGCUUUUGAAUUCGGCCUUCAGUGCGAGAGUAUCGACUUAGCCGGACUCACUUAAUGUUUAUAGGAGUCUUCAUAGAGCAUAAAUGACAGCGAAAUGUUGUAUUUGAAAACAUUUUGGUACACUUAUAACAGAUACGUGGCUAAGUUAAUAGCUAGGGACUGACUUGUUCUGUCGACUACAAGCUGCAGUUCCUCCUAAAUCAGUCGCGAUCGAGAAAACACAGACAACAGAGUGUGAACAUCAACACUCGACAUUGUGCCCAGGCAUAAACUGGAUAGACUUAUCUACCAAGUGCAUUAUUGGCGGGAGGUAAAGCGACAUAAAAGGCUGAUGACGGUCUUUCUCAGGACCUCGACUCCUCCUUCGCGCAUAUUUGCCGCGUCUGUCGGGUAGUCAGUGUCAACACCCAGGCGAUCAUUUAAGGCCGUCCAAAGAUAUGCAAAGCCUGGGUAACUAUUGAGCGGACCUGUCGUGGCUCUGGAUUAGCGGUGAAAACCUCACAACCUGAGCCAGGUCCGUAGCGGAGAUGUACGCACGUGAAGUCGCACCAGUACGGGUAACGUUCGCAGGUAGAAAGUAUGUUGACAGACUGCUGAACUUAGGAUGAUAGGAGGAUCCAUAAGCCGAGUCUUGGUAGAGCAACUGACAAAGGGCCUGGCAUUGUGGGCAAACUCUCGAUUUUAUACCUCGAAAGGGCGUCAUCCUAGAGACAGGAAGGAAAUGUCUUCUUAGAAUUACCAAGUGUCGUGCUUGGGCUCCAUAAUCAGAGUCGAAAGAUGGAACAUUAGUAUGUUGAACCGCAUAAUUUUUAACAGCGAAUCUAAAUUUUAAUUACGUGAUGCUGACAACGGAUUUCGCAUGUGGAGUGUUGUCAAGUAAGUAAUGUUGUACAGAUGACGAAGUCGGUGGUUCAGGAAAUCGAGCAUUUCUCCGCUCAUGGGUGGCAACACGGACUAGCAGAAAGAGAGGACCCAAUUGUUAUUCGUCAGUAUGCGCAGCUGGUUGUUGGGGGAAAAGCUCUUUCUGAGAUUUUGCCCUAAUUCAUCGAGUUCACCCUCUCGAAGCACUUUAGGUGACGUCGACACCCAGUCGCCUUUAUCACGUUUUUGGUCCGUGAAUCUCUAGUAGAUGGUUAACCUGCUUGACCCCUUCCAAACGCUAAACUUCGCAAACGUCCAUUACGGGGCUGUAAAGCUAUUGCCACAAAUAAUGGCAGGUUUAUUGAAAGCACAUCAGUAAGCUGUGUCGCCGCGAGUGUCAGUCUUCCAGCGCCAACAACUUGCCUUUGGAUAACCCUGUUUUUCUAGUGUAACAUCCCCUAAUUGAGUCCAUUAAUGGUCUCACUGUGCCUUUGAUGGUUCACUUAUAGUAGACAAGGUGGAUUAUGCUCAUCUAAUCGAAAAAAGGAACACGGCGUUUCAUUAGCCCAAUUUGUCAUGUCUUAAGACAGACACUAACGAAGUCAGUACUACCAGCACAUCCCAGUAGAUCUGUUCGCGUUUGGCCGUUCUCAAGCCAUCAAUGGAUUUUGCUCAGUGCCACAAUAAUGUCGUAAAUUCGCCUCAUUUCCGCUCUCCUGUCAACUAUUUGCUUCUUAUCCGAUGGAUGUCCUGCCAUGCCAAAGGGAUAAGAUUUUAUACGCGAACGAACGGCUUUGGCACAUUCGGUCAUUGCGACUCCUACGUCGGUGAUUUAUUUGAGGCAAAUUUUAUUUAAUGGGUCUAUCCUCCGGAAAUACUUGGAUUUUGUCCAGUCAUUAGGGGCCUCUCCCAGGUUUGCAUAUACCAAUUUAAUGAAUGUUCGGUAUUCUGUCGUCGUGGCGAAAUUACUAUAAACUUCCCAGUCCGAUUUCUUGUUCAUAGUCUUUUUUAUGAGCAAAACUGUGUCCAUUUCCCGUACUUGUCCAUAUUAACUUACGUCCUGUUUAUCUGGAUGUUCGAAGUGUGUACUCGCAGCUGCAGAAAUUGCUAUCAUGGAAAUUGUUGCGCGGCACAACCCUGCUUUGUGGCAGUCCCCUUUACUUCUGUGCUCUAAUGCGCUGUAGGCAGAUAGCAUGACAUUCUUCAUCAGUGACUUUUCGUGCAAACUGUUUGCGCUCACGUUUCUGGCCGUGAUAACAGCAUGCAUAUUUUCAGACUAUGCACACAUUUUGGACCCAACCUGACUCAUUAUAACGCAGGCCUGUCUAACCUACUUUUCUUUUACUGCAUCCAGUGUCUGACGUUGCCCCGCGUUAUUGCACCACCCUGCAUGUCCAACUUGUCUUCCCCCGCCAUUCAGUCGCUGAACGGUGCCCAUGAUCGACCUGUUAAACAUUUAAAGCACCGUGCCCACGUGGGCUUGGUCGAAGGGGCACCGCGAAGUAGCGCUUAGCUUUUAAUGCACCAGAAAGAACCCCAAGUCAGCGUCCACCACCUGUUCUUUCUGCGCGAGUCCAGGGGGGGAGAUAACUUGUGCCUCAGGAAGGCGGACAGGUUACACGCUGAGUCCACAACUGUCGGUUAGUAAGAACGGCCUUCGCAAAGACCAAGUGCGAAAUAAGCAGGCUCUCAAGUCUGACGAAAAGGCGGUCGCGGAUCACGCAACGUAAUUCUUUCAGAUGUUGCCGGUCACAAAUCUGAAAAAUCAGUUGCUAAUGUAAAGGCCACAAGCCAUAGCGGUAUUACGACAUGACGAAUGUUGUUCGCCAUUAAAUAACACCCAACCUACUGCUGUCCACCAGUCCUGGAACCCUAAUCUAAUAUAACGAAAGGGUGGAUGUAGAGGUUUGCCUUUGAAUUCGGUUCAGGCGGAACACGAUGCUUGUAUUAUGCCGUCUCAAACAACCACUGUACGGCGAGUCAGAAUUUCAUUGCGUUUUUGGACUGCCAGAAGGAUAUGUUUGACAUACGCUGGUUGGAUUUUCUGAGAGUCGGUGACGCCCUAGGAAGCAAUUGUCUGUCCAAAAGCGGGAUUCUUGCUGACAUCUGAUUUGGCAUGACAGAGGUUACACUUCAUAGUCACGGCUACCUGUGAAGUCGCAACGUGUUCUACCCACAUUCGUCCAAUCAAAUUUUCUCCGUUGUCCGUCAAAUUGGCGCUGCAAAGCCUUAGAAUAUGGUAACGCAGACCGGAAAACGAUUCUUAAGUGUCCAACCAACUAUCGUAGAACAUGAACCGCACUGGUCCGUGGCGCUGUUGCCAGCUAAAGCAGCACUGAUGUUAGCUGUGACAAGUACAGUUUGGUAGAGGGUAGAGGACUUCAAUUUACUAUCCGUUGUACGUAAAUAUUUAGGACUCAUUCUCUCCGGAUUACUUGAUUAUGGACAUAGUAUUCGAUAUAUUGAAAAUGCCUCCUUCCUGUCGGGGUCCCAAUCAUUGCCUUUGGACCAUGAAAAGUGGAGUUGCGUAAAUGUGUUUAUUUGCAUACAUUUCCAUAAACGGAAUAUCACUACCUCAGUUUCCGUGUCGUUUGCCGUCAUACCCGGAAAUACCAACACUUUGAACUCUUGUUACGAAUUAACUCUUUGGUCCGGACAAAGGCAACAAAACUAGAUUGGAGCCUCACGGUUACAUGAGCAAUCCUAUCUUUAAUCCCCAUGGUUCCCGCCGCUAACUGCUUCGUGAGUUGUCGCCUCGUGUUCGGCCAGCUUACAGUUAAAUGAUAUAGACAAACUAUCAGACAACAGGUCUCGUAUGCCCACUUUCAACGGCCACCCUUCUGCGUCCUACACAGUUUGGAUACUCCCGAGCGUCGCUCUUAAUUAAAUUUGCUUAAAAUCUUUAGUUUCAGAAAUGACCUGCCAUUUGCCUCAAUGUCAAGACUGAAGUGCAUUCAAAUUCUCCGUUUAAAUCUAUCGGCAACGAUCGGGUGAAGGCCUCCAAACACACACGACCAGCCAAAGGUGCCUGCCUUACGGGAAAAGUGGUAGUAGGGGUUUUACGGGCGGGGCCUAUGUAUGCAUAGAGGAGUGACAAAAUAAGUAUAAAUAAUUGGUAAAUUUGUUUUUUGCGCGGGAGAGUUUUAAUGCGUUGGCAUAUAGCAACCGAAAUUAAGCAGGGCAAGGGCGCUUCAACACAGUUAUAGUAGUCCGCUGGAUAGAAGACUACUAAACCGCAGACUGGGCAGUCUGUACUUGUCACAGAUUUAACAACUGCUCGUCGAGGCUAUAUUUGGCUGUCAACUAUGAGGCGAUUCCGCACUCCUAUUCUUGCAGCCUGUGCUCGCUCUGUUCCUAUUAAAAUCUCUAAAAUGUUGAGUCAGCGAGUUUAUCGAGCCCUACGGCUCUACAGCUGAGAUGAUUGUUACCUAAUUCGCACGCGGUUUGCCACAUGUACCUUUCAGCCACGUUCAAAGCAUAUGCGCAUCAAGAAUUACCAUUUAUCUUUGACGCUGAGCACCACUGUAAUUGGCAACCGCGUGCGCACUUCGUACACACUUGCUAUCAGGGUCUUGAACAAGAUUUUUUUAAAUAGAAGCCCUGGCUUGCUCAAAUAA